GAAUCCAAACAAGAAGGAGUGACAUGGAAUUUCUUUGCGAUUUUUAAGUGAAAUUCGUUGCGAUUUUUUUAGGAAUGUUGUAAUCAUGUCGAGCUUAAAGUUAGGCAAGUCAGUAGGGGAGGACUGCUGGGUGACGGCCAAGUAUGACUACACGGCCCAGGGCAGCCAUGAGCUGGACCUCCGCAAGAAUGAGCGCUUGCUCCUACUUGAUGACUCAAAGCACUGGUGGCGGGUCAUGAACAACCGCAACCAGGCUGGUUACGUCCCCUCCAACUACGUCAAGAAAGAGAAGCCAUCCAUAUUCGAUAGGUGAGUGUGUGGUUUUCUGCUGCCGUUUUUUUCUACCCAUUUUUGUUGUUCUUGCUCUUGGGGUCGUUGUCUGUCGGUGUUUCCCUAUAGGUAGUUUUGUCACUAGGUUUAUUUGUACUUUGGUUCGAGAGUACAUUGGAGGUUGUGUUGGUAGGUGGUCUUUCCUUUUUUUGUGGAGGUUUAUAUUCCUGAUUUAUAAACCAUUGGUGAUGCAUUUGCAGGUAAGGAAGCAAACAAAGUAAAAAUAUGAUAGUAUGUUUUACGUAAGGGAAAAGGAAAUGCACGUAGAGUUUUAUUGCCCAUGUUCUUAAGGGGUGUUUUGCAAGAGGUGUGGGAGUGAUUUGCAUUCCCAAACUGAAAGUGCAGUGAAGUGGACAAGAGAAAAGAGAGGAGUGAGAA
Penaeus vannamei (Pacific white shrimp) is the source of this 708-nucleotide messenger RNA. The record is from RefSeq and is a predicted model, not a curated record. Lineage: Eukaryota; Metazoa; Arthropoda; Malacostraca; Decapoda; Penaeidae.